AUGAUUGUUACAUUUUCUCAGAUGAAUUAUUCCGAUGAAGAAAAAGAGACUUUCCGUGUUCAGGAGGAGACAGUCGUUAUAACUCCAAGUAAGCCGGUGGUUGCCACAAGCAUGGUCAGGUCUCAGAAGAUACGAUGGACAGCGACCAUUGGAGCAACCUUACUUUUUUCACCGCUCAUUUAUUUUGGAACGCCGUUCAGAUGCGUUUAUUGCAUACUUCUGAUCAGCUGUUUCUGGAUAAUGGACGUUGUUCCAAUAGGAAUAACAUCGUUGUUGCCUAUUUUUCUCUUUCCAGUUUUGGGCAUAAGCUCUGCCAAAGAAAUAUGUAAAGUGUAUUUUAAGGACUCAAUAGUUCUCUUUAUUUGCACUUUAACCAUGGCAUUAGCUGUAGAGGAGACACAUUUACACAGACGGAUAGCUUUAAAACUAUUAUGCAAAGUGGGAACGAGAAAAGAAACAAUGCUUCUAGGGUUUCUUGUCACUACCUCUUUGCUAUCAUUCUUUGUUUCCGACACUGCAUGUACAGCGUUGAUGAUUCCGAUUGCAUUGGCUAUUAUUCGGGCCAUUGCAGAAGCAUCAGGAACUGGGGAGAAAUCCGUAAAAGCCUAUGAAUCCAACGAGGAGCUUAUACCCUUAGAAAAAUUAACACCAACUCAACGAGGUCUUUGCAAGGUGGAGUAUUCGUAUGCGGGAUCAACCUACGACAAGAACGAAAUUAGUGUCUCUUUCGUCCAAUGGAUGACUUUCGCCGUACCGCCAGUGAUUUUCUAUCUCCUUGCAUCGUAUGUUGUCAUCACGUGUUCGUUUAUGGGCCCAAAACAGUUGUUUCAACUGUGUCAUCAUCCUACAAAGGAUGAGCAGCGGAUUUCCGAAGCUAUAGAGAAGAAAAUUCUAGCCGCUUAUAAACAGCUUGGUGAUUUUACCUUCGCCGAGAAAUCCAUUCUUGUCUGGUUUUUCAUACUUAUGGCUUCUUGGAUAUUACGUAAGCCCGGCUUCAUUUAUGGUUGGGGAGAUCUUUUUCCAAACGGAGGAGGAUUUUUAAGCGAUUCAGUGCCAGCUGUAUUAAUUGUUUUCAUACUUUUUAUGUGGCCGAGGGAUCCAUUCUCAAAUGAUCUGACACCAAUUCUAAAUUGGUCUGUCAUGAAAAGUAAAUUUUCUUGGUCAUGUCUUUUACUAAUUGGUGGUGGGUAUGCUAUAUCGGAAGGAGUUGGGAAGUCGGGACUUUCCUUGCUGAUUUCUUGCAUAAUGAAAGACAUAUUUGGACGUCUUCCUAAGCUGUUUUUACUUAUUUCUGUGAUGGCUUCAAUCACUUUCAUGACAGAGUUUGCAAGUAACGUUUCAACGGGGAGCAUUUUUAUUCCAAUCGUGCUGAGCACUGCUGAAUCCCUUCACAUCCAUCCACUCUAUCUCGCGCUACCCGUUGCCGUGUCUUGCUCGUUCGCCUUCAUGCUGCCGAUGGCUACACCUCCAAACGCUGUUGUGUAUGACACAAAGCUGAUUACCAUGCUUGAAAUGGCAUCAACUGGAAUCCUACUGAAUAUUUGCUGUUCAUUGAUUACUGCUCUCAAUAUUAACACUUGGACGUACUGGUUAUUCGAUCUCGGAACGUUCCCGAAUCUUACGAAACAUCAUAACGGAACGAUUAAUUGCUAG
Necator americanus (New World hookworm) is the source of this 1653-nucleotide messenger RNA. RefSeq lists its product as uncharacterized. Gene Ontology annotation, biological process: transmembrane transport; citrate transport. The coding region runs from base 1 to 1653 and encodes 550 amino acids. Gene Ontology annotation, molecular function: citrate transmembrane transporter activity; succinate transmembrane transporter activity. The transcript has 17 exons. Lineage: Eukaryota; Metazoa; Nematoda; Chromadorea; Rhabditida; Ancylostomatidae. Gene Ontology annotation, cellular component: membrane. The record is from RefSeq and is a predicted model, not a curated record.